This is a messenger RNA of Salvia splendens (bonfire salvia), 590 nucleotides long. Its product is annotated as protein SENESCENCE-ASSOCIATED GENE 21, mitochondrial. Gene Ontology annotation, cellular component: mitochondrion. Gene Ontology annotation, biological process: response to stress. NCBI's taxonomy places the organism in Eukaryota, Viridiplantae, Streptophyta, Magnoliopsida, Lamiales, Lamiaceae. The transcript is spliced from 2 exons. Bases 109 to 384 code for a protein of 91 amino acids. The record is from RefSeq and is a predicted model, not a curated record.
CCAAACCUUCUACAAAAAACACCACACCAGAGGUUCCCUUAAACAAUAUAAUCCCAGAAAUUAUUCUCCAGAUUUCCCAUAGUGGAAAUUAAAAAAAAAAACUAAAAAAUGGCGCGUUCUUUCUCCAACGUUAAAACUGUCUCUUCCUUCAUCGCCAACCAAAUCUCCGCCGCUGUUACCAGGAGGGGAUACUCUGCUGCGUCGCAGGGGCGAGUUGUCGGGGCUGCGAACGUGGUGGUGAAGAAAGGACCGGUGAAGGUCGGGGAGAGCGCAUGGGUGCCCGACCCGGUGACCGGGUACUACAGGCCCGAAUGCAAUGCCAAGGAGCUUGACCCAGUGGAACUGAGGGAGAUGAUGAGGAAGAGCAAGAACAACGCUAAAUGAACCGCACCCGCCAUGGGAACGGCCUUUCAAAAUGUGAUCUUAUUCGCCCCGUUACUGGACACGGAUCAUAGAUCAACAAUGCGUUUAAUAUGACCAGGCCGUUUCCUGGUAUUAUUACUACUCUGUUUUUAUGUAUGCUCACAGUAUUUUUGUUGCUAAUGUUAUUAAUAUAAUAGUAUACUCCUACUAGUAGAUUUUUGUUUGAA